Molecule: messenger RNA, 2213 nt
Organism: Onychostoma macrolepis
Lineage: Eukaryota; Metazoa; Chordata; Actinopteri; Cypriniformes; Cyprinidae
Gene: ccne1
Product: cyclin E1
Exons: 12
Coding region: 354-1589 (411 amino acids)
Biological process (GO): G1/S transition of mitotic cell cycle; regulation of cyclin-dependent protein serine/threonine kinase activity
Cellular component (GO): cyclin E1-CDK2 complex; centrosome; nucleus
Molecular function (GO): cyclin-dependent protein serine/threonine kinase regulator activity
Source: RefSeq, a predicted model, not a curated record
CCGCUCCGUGCUGGUGCCAAUGCCCCAGCGGUACCGAUCGCAGCGCUUCGUUGCCGUUAUAGCAGAGCGGGGAUUUUAAAUGACCCGCGUUGACUGCCCCUUUUAACGACUGCUGGCGGGUUAUAAGACAAGGCGCAAAAUUACUGGCGCCAGCUCAGAGCGAGUGGACUGCGGAACACAUCACAGCUUAGCCAUAUGCUGCCUGUUUACAGCUUAUUGGAGCAGUUUUACUAAAUAAUGCCUUGUGUAACACCAUCCUAACUUUUGCAUUCGAGGACAUCCGUGGAGAGAAGGCAUUUUCAGAGAGCAUCACAAUAAGGCUCUCGACACUCAAGAAGUUCACACGCGGGGAUAUGAUGCCAAGCAAGAAAGUGCUACGAACAGAGCAGGUUAACACUACAGAUGAAGCUCCUACAACUAUUUCAGUGCGUCCCAGGAAGAGAAAAGCAGACGUGGCUAUUCAUUUACAAGAUCCAGAUGAAGAGAUCACAGAGAUGACAAGAAAGAAACCAUGUGCUUCCCAGGCCUGCUGGAAUCCCGACACAGGUUACACAAGCCCAUGCAGGCGGAUCCCCACACCUGAUGAAGUCGAGGAACCGGUUGCUGUUGUCAGCGUGGGAUUUACACAGUAUGCCUCAGAAAACAUUUUCGUCACCCCUACGCGCUCUACCCCUCUGCCGGCCCUCUGCUGGGCAAGCAAAGAUGACGUGUGGAACAACCUGCUCCGAAAAGACAAACUCUACCAGCGAGACACGCAUGUUAUGGAGAGACAUCCAAAUCUCCAACCCAAAAUGAGAGCGAUUCUGCUGGAUUGGCUAAUGGAGGUGUGUGAGGUAUACAAGUUACACCGUGAGACGUUUUACUUGGGUCAGGAUUACUUUGAUCGCUUCAUGGCCACACAAGACAAUGUUCUCAAAACAACACUACAGCUUGUUGGCAUCUCCUGUCUCUUCAUCGCUGCCAAAAUGGAGGAAAUUUACCCUCCUAAGGUGCAUCAGUUUGCUUACGUUACUGAUGGAGCCUGCACAGAGGAUGACAUUCUUAGCAUGGAGAUUAUCAUCAUGAAGGAGUUGAAUUGGAGUUUGAGUCCUUUAACCCCGGUGGCUUGGCUCAACAUCUACAUGCAGAUGGCCUAUCUAAAGGAGACCGCUGAAGUUCUCAUGGCCCAGUACCCACAGGCUACAUUUGUGCAGAUUGCAGAACUUUUGGAUUUGUGUAUACUGGAUGUAAGAAGUCCGGAGUUCUCUUACGGCCUUCUCGCGGCUUCUGCACUCUUUCACUUCUCUUCUCUAGAGCUAGUGAUGAAAGUUUCAGGGCUUAAGUGGUGUGACUUGGAGGAGUGUGUGAGAUGGAUGGUCCCUUUCGCCAUGUCAAUCCGUGAAGCAGGCAGCUCAGCCCUCAAGACAUUCAAAGGAAUAGCAGCAGAUGACAUGCACAAUAUCCAGACCCAUGUGCCUUACUUGGAAUGGCUGGGAAGGGUGCACUCGUAUCAGCUAGUGGACAUUGAGAGCGGUCAGAGGUCUCCAGUUCCCUCUGGAGUGCUCACACCACCACCCAGCAGUGAGAAGCCCGAGAGCACAGUCUCCUGACUUCGUUAAUGUAUGGAAUAGGACACGACCCUGACUGAUGAAUUUAAAUGAAAAUCAACAAAUCAAUGGCAUUACAGCUUAAACCCAAGCAUCAAUUCACAUGCGUCUGCAUAAGACUCAAGAGUCUUAUGCGUCUUUUUUUUUUUUUUCAUGUGAGACUUGAAAGACAUGAAACAUUUUUUGUUUUAAUGGUCCAAAGGUUUGGUUUUUUUUUUUUUUUUAAGUUUAUAAAUGUAGACUACCUGCCAAAAUCUCAGAGCUGCUACUGGCUCUGAUUGCUGCUAAAAGAGGGUGGGACUGGAGCAGAUGGAAAGAUGACCACAGAGAUCCCCACACAAAUAUGGGCAUGGGUUUCUGUGGCUCAGGUUGCCAUUUGGACCAGCAAAAUCCUGACAGGUUGUCAUGGGGACUCGAGUCUCCAAUGCCAGAAAGGACCAGAGAAAUCACCAGCUUCAGAAGCUAGGACUCGGAUUUUAUAUUUAAGAUUUUCCUCUGGUUGCCUCCCAAGUGUUUGUAACCAAAUUUGACCAUUCACUUUUUAUAGGUUUGUUUUUAAACGAGAUGCUGCUACAUUUCUCUAUAUCAUAUGUCUAAAUAAAGCCACUGUCUCAGACAGUUUUUACG